AUAAUAAAUUAAGUGGGAACAAUAGAAGAAGAGGGAAAAACCGCCAUGGUACAGUCCUCUCUUCGCCCACAAUGCAUUCCCGGCUAAGAGCGUUACUUGCACGCGCCGCCAGAAAAUCCGCCGCUCUUUCUUCCCCUUCAUAUUUGCGGAAUCCCCGAGUUGUGCCUAUCGCUGACUAUACUACCGUUGCCAAUGCUGUGGAAAAUUAUGUUUGGUCCAAGCACCAAAGCUUGAGUUGUCACUCUGUUGUAGUGCGGCGGCUGCUCUGUGGCUACGCUGUCGAGCAGUUCUCCGACGAUGAAUAUGAAUGCGAUUACGAAAACCACCCACCGUCAUCAUCAGUGGCAAAUAUUGAUGAGUGGAAAUGGAAACUCAGCAUGUUGUUGCGAAAUGAUAAAGAUCAAGAGAUUAUUUCUCGAGACAAAAGAGAUAAGCGGGACUUUGAACAAAUAUCCAACCUUGCCAAAAGCAUGGGGCUUUACUGUCAACUGUAUGGGAAAGUGAUCGUGGCCAGCAAGGUUCCUCUUCCCAACUAUAGGCCUGAUCUGGAUGAUAAGCGGCCUCAGAGGGAGGUUGUUAUUCCAUUGAGCUUGCAAAGAAGGGUUGAGAGUUUGCUUCAGGAACAUCUUGACAGAACAACCUUAAACUCCAAAAAAGCUGGCCAGACUUCAAAUAAAAUGGAAUCGAGCAAUCCAGCUGAAAAUGUCGAUUCAACUGAACAUGCAGACCCAUUUCUUGACGCUUCUGUCAUGGAGAAGGUUUUGCAGAGGCGGAGCUUGCGAUUGCGUAAUAUGCAAAGAACUUGGCAGGAAUCACCUGAAGGAAGACGUAUGCUGGAUUUUAGGAAAACCCUCCCUGCAUAUAGGGAGAAGGAAAGGCUUCUCCAGGCAAUUGCAAGGAAUCAGGUUGUGGUGAUUUCUGGAGAGACUGGUUGUGGUAAGACUACACAACUCCCUCAAUAUAUUUUGGAGGCAAAUAUAGAGUCUGGCAGGGGAGCAUUUUGUAACAUAAUCUGUACACAGCCCCGAAGAAUAUCAGCAAUGACUGUUGCAGAAAGAGUUUCUGCAGAGAGGGGAGAGCCUCUUGGUGAAUCAAUUGGAUAUAAAGUGCGAUUAGAGGGAAUGAAAGGCAAGAAUACACAUUUGCUUUUCUGUACCAGUGGAAUUUUGCUCCGAAGGCUCUUGACUGAUAGAAACCUGGAUGGUGUAACUCAUGUUUUUGUUGAUGAAAUUCAUGAACGAGGCAUGAAUGAAGAUUUCUUGUUGAUUGUCUUGAAGGAUCUUCUACCUCGACGACGGGAUUUGAGAUUAAUCUUGAUGAGUGCCACUCUGAAUGCUGAUCUAUUUUCUAAUUAUUUUGGUGGAGCACCCAUGAUUCAUAUCCCUGGUUUCACUUAUCCUGUAAGAGUCUGUUUUCUGGAAGAUAUAUUGGAAAUGACGGGAUAUAAGAUAACCUCAUUCAACCAAAUAGAUGAUUAUGGCCAAGAGAAGCUUUGGAAGACACAAAGACAACUUGCACCACGGAAAAGAAAAAAUCAAAUUACCACUCUUGUUGAGGAUGCUCUGAGUAAAUCAAAUUUUGAGAAUUAUAGCUCUAGAGUACAAGAGUCAUUAUCAUGCUGGAUACCAGACUCUAUUGGGUUCAACCUCUUAGAGGCUGUACUGUGUCACAUAACUCGCAAGGAACGCCCUGGGGCUGUGUUGGUAUUUAUGACCGGAUGGGAGGAUAUUAGUUGUUUGAGGGAUCAAUUAAAAGCUCACCCUCUCUUGGGGGAUCCAAAUAGGGUCCUGCUGCUUACAUGCCAUGGCUCAAUGGCAACCUCUGAACAGAAACUCAUAUUUGAGAGGCCACCUCCCAACGUACGCAAAAUAGUGCUUGCCACGAAUAUGGCUGAGGCAAGUAUAACAAUCAAUGACAUAGUUUUUGUUGUCGACUGUGGAAAAGCAAAGGAGACUACUUAUGAUGCCCUAAAUAACACACCGUGUCUAUUACCUUCAUGGAUAUCCCAAGCUUCUGCUCGCCAAAGAAGGGGUAGGGCUGGCCGUGUACAGCCAGGCGAGUGCUACCACCUGUAUCCACGAUGUGUAUAUGAAGCUUUUGCUGAAUAUCAACUCCCUGAACUUUUAAGAACUCCAUUGAACUCUCUCUGCUUGCAAAUUAAAAGUUUACAAGUCGAAAGUAUUGGAGAUUUUAUCUCUGCUUCUCUUCAGCCGCCUGAACCAUUGGCUGUUCAAAAUGCUGUUGAUUUUUUGAAGAUGAUUGGUGCUUUAGAUGAAAAUGAGAACCUUACUCAUCUUGGAAAGUUCUUGUCUGUGCUUCCGGUGGAUCCUAAGCUGGGGAAAAUGCUAAUCAUGGGUGCUAUCUUUUGCUGCUUUGACCCUAUACUGACAAUUGUCGCGGGUCUCAGUGUCAGGGAUCCUUUUCUUUUGCCUCAAGAUAAAAAGGAUUUAGCUGGAACGGCUAAGUCAAGAUUCUCAGCAAAAGACUAUAGUGAUCAUAUGGCUCUUGUUCGUGCAUAUGAAGGAUGGAAGGAUGCAGAAAGAGAAGGAUCGGCAUACGAGUAUUGUUGGAGAAACUUCCUCUCUCUCCAAACUCUUCAAGCUAUCCAUUCUCUUCGUAAGCAAUUCACUUACAUCUUGAAAGAUGCUGGGUUGCUAGAUACAGAUGGAUCAAAUUCAAUUAAUAACAGAUUAAGUCACAAUCAAUCGUUGGUUCGUGCUGUAAUAUGUUCUGGCUUAUUUCCUGGCAUUGUGUCUGUAGUGCCUCGGGAGACUACAAUGUCUUUCAAAACAAUGGAUGAUGGGCCAGUCUUGCUUUAUGCGAAUUCUGUGAAUGCACGUUACCAAACGAUACAAUACCCCUGGUUGGUAUUUGGUGAGAAGGUGAAAGUCAAUACUGUUUUCAUACGUGAUUCAACUGGAGUAUCUGAUUCUAUUCUGAUCCUGUUCGGUGGUAAACUGGAGUGUGGUGCUACGGGAGGACAUCUGAAAAUGUUGGAAGGAUAUGUUGAAUUUUUCAUGGACCCAAGCUUGGCAGAGUGCUAUCUGAAACUCAAGGAGGAGGCAGAUAAGCUAUUAAUACAAAAGCUUGAACAUCCCAGCAUGGACAUCCACAAGGAAGGUAAGUACCUGAUGCUUGCUGUCCAGGAGCUGGUGUCAGGCGACCAGUGUGAAGGGAGGUUCGUCUUUGGUCGUGAUAGCAAGAAAGCCAGAGAAUCGUGUGACAAAGAGAGGUUUACGAAAGACGGAACAAAUCCAAAGAGCUUGCUUCAGACACUGUUGAUGAGAGCUGGCCACUCACCACCCAAGUACAAAACCAAGCAUCUCAAAACAAAUGAAUUCCGGGCGCUAGUUGAGUUCAAGGGCAUGCAGUUUGUGGGGAAACCAAAGAAAAAUAAGGCCCUAGCAGAGAAAGAUGCUGCUAUAGAAGCAUUGGCAUGGUUAACCCAAACAUCUGAGAACAAUAAUGCAGAAGAUGUCAAUUCUCCGCCUGAUGUCACCGACAACAUGCUGAAACUUCUUGGCAAGCGGAGGAGGUCAAAGCGCAAUCCACAUUAAAAAGUAAGAUCAUCUGAUGAAAUUUUCUUUAUUCCAUAGUUCUGCCCCAUCAUCUGGUCUUGGAGGGAGAUUGUAUGAUAUUCCCAGGCUUUUCGUCUGUAAAUAACGUUCCCUUAAGCUCGGGGCAUUGAGAUAUGGAAGCGACCAAACUCCAUGGUGGCAAUCAGAUUUUUGGUGCCAAGUCUAUCUAUCACAUGAAAUUUGUGGCAACAUCGUGGACAGGAGAAAUUUUGGUUGGUGAUAGAUGCUGAGUUUUGAAACACAAUAGAUUGUAAUAGAUACAACAGAUAUAAAUAGGUAGAAAUCAGACAACAUUAGUUGAGGGAUAAAAGUAGCCUCUGGGAGUGUAAUUUCAAAUAUAGUUUUACUGAAUAAUCAUUAAUCAUUAUAUUUAUAAUGGAGUUUUAUACA
Salvia miltiorrhiza (redroot sage) is the source of this 3968-nucleotide messenger RNA. RefSeq names its product DExH-box ATP-dependent RNA helicase DExH3. The record is from RefSeq and is a predicted model, not a curated record. Gene Ontology annotation, cellular component: intracellular anatomical structure; nucleus. Bases 72 to 3557 code for a protein of 1161 amino acids. The transcript has 19 exons. Lineage: Eukaryota; Viridiplantae; Streptophyta; Magnoliopsida; Lamiales; Lamiaceae. Gene Ontology annotation, molecular function: RNA binding; ATP binding.